AUGUACUCAAAGGUCCUAUAUUUUGCCACUUUCAUCACCGCCGUAGUGGCACAAUUCGGGUAUGAGCACGGCCAUGGAUCAGCAUUCUCCUCCAAUCACAUCUCCAAACACGACGGUCACCCGGAAAUUGUCCAUGGACACGGUCACCACGUUGAUUAUCAUACGCACCCUCACUACACAUUCGACUACAAAGUAGAGGACCACCACACGGGCGACAUGAAGUCUCAGCACGAGUCACGAGACGGCGACGUAGUGAAGGGCUACUACUCGCUGCACCAGCCCGACGGCUCCGAAAGAUCCGUUCACUACCAUGGAGACCAUCAUACUGGAUUUCAUGCUGACGUAAAAUACGCAACUCAUCAUAUUAUUCCAAAGAAACAUUAUUGAUGUAUUAACUUUAAUAAUAAUUAUAUCUAGAUGCUGUUGAAUC
This is a messenger RNA of Bicyclus anynana (squinting bush brown), 430 nucleotides long. Its product is annotated as cuticle protein 7-like. The transcript is spliced from 4 exons. Gene Ontology annotation, cellular component: extracellular matrix. Lineage: Eukaryota; Metazoa; Arthropoda; Insecta; Lepidoptera; Nymphalidae. The record is from RefSeq and is a predicted model, not a curated record. The coding region runs from base 1 to 387 and encodes 128 amino acids.